AUGGGGCCGGGAGGCGCCCCAUCCAGACGCUCCCACCAGCUCACCAAAGGGAAACGGCGAGCGGCCGAGGCGGAACGGGGAGGGGAUGAGGGGGAAUACAUCCCGGCGUGCCUUGCGGGGAUCCGCUUCAUCCUGAUCCAGAACCGGGCGGGCAAGACGCGCCUGGCCAAGUGGUACAUGCAGUUCGACGACGACGAGAAGCAGAAGCUGAUCGAGGAGGUGCACGCGGUGGUGACGGUGCGCGACGCCAAGCACACCAACUUCGUGGAGUUCCGCAACUUCAAGAUCAUCUAUCGCCGCUACGCCGGCCUCUACUUCUGCAUCUGCGUGGACGUCACCGACAACAACCUGGCCUACCUGGAGGCCAUCCACAACUUCGUGGAGUUCCGCAACUUCAAGAUCAUCUAUCGCCGCUACGCCGGCCUCUACUUCUGCAUCUGCGUGGACGUCACCGACAACAACCUGGCCUACCUGGAGGCCAUCCACAACUUCGUGGAGGUCUACACCGUGGUGGACGAGAUGUUCCUGGCGGGGGAGAUCCGCGAGACCAGCCAGACCAAGGUCCUCAAGCAGCUCCUCAUGCUGCAGGCGCUCGAGUACCUGCGGGACGUUGGCUGCUCCGGUGCCGGAUCCGGCUGGCGCUUCCGACACCUGCAUUCCCUGCUCGCCCGCGGUGCCGAGGAGCCGGAAUCACCUCCCGACGGAGCGGACGGAGCCUCCCUGCUUGUGCGGCGCAUCGAGGAGCAGAUCCAGAGGAACGCCGUGCGGGAGCCUUCGGAACGCGCGGGCGCCGCAUUCCCGGCACGCUCGGCUCCCAGGACGAGGAGCGACGAGGACGAGGACACGGAGGACGCGGCCGCCGAUGGCACCCGGCCUGCCAAGAAGCAGUGCAGAAAGCCCAGCGAGGAUGAGGAUGACGACGCCGAUUCCGAGGAUGCGCUCGGAGAAUUCAACUUUGUGGGUGCCGGGAGCCGUGCCGACGCUCCGGGAUCCUGA
Messenger RNA from Tinamus guttatus (white-throated tinamou), 996 nucleotides. Lineage: Eukaryota; Metazoa; Chordata; Aves; Tinamiformes; Tinamidae. The record is from RefSeq and is a predicted model, not a curated record.